Messenger RNA from Talaromyces rugulosus, 543 nucleotides. RefSeq lists its product as uncharacterized. The transcript has a single exon. NCBI's taxonomy places the organism in Eukaryota, Fungi, Ascomycota, Eurotiomycetes, Eurotiales, Trichocomaceae. Bases 1 to 543 code for a protein of 180 amino acids. The record is from RefSeq and is a predicted model, not a curated record.
AUGAUGUUCACCAAGGCUUUCGGUCUCCUCGCCUCCUUCGGCGCUAUGGCUUCUGCCCUCCCAACCGCCUUCGAGACUCGUGACUCCAACUCCACUGGUGGUGUCGAGAUCUUCAAUAAUAUGGGCCAAGACAUCUACCUCUGGUCCGUUGCCGACAGUGCCGACUCCAGCAUGAUCACCCUUGAAUCCGGUGGCAAGUCAUACACCGAGUCCUGGAAGCUCAACAGCGACGGCGGUGGUAUCUCCAUCAAGCUGUCCACUACCCCCGAGCAGUCUGAUGUGCUGCAAUACGAGUACACCCUGGUCUCGCCAACCAUCUUCUGGGACCUUUCUUGCAUCAACAUGGGUAGUACCUCGCAGUUCUCCACUGCUGGCUUCGCUGUCACCUCCAGUGAUGAAGGAAACUGCCCUCAAGCCACCUGCAAGCCUGGCGACAGUGCCUGCGCUGAUGCUUACCUGUUCCCCACUGAUGACCACGCCACUCACGGUUGCCCUGAGUCUGUCCAGAUGACCCUCAACCUGGGUCCAUCUUCUGCCGAGUAA